Apis laboriosa (Himalayan honeybee) is the source of this 5307-nucleotide messenger RNA. Its product is annotated as probable serine/threonine-protein kinase DDB_G0278845. The record is from RefSeq and is a predicted model, not a curated record. The transcript is spliced from 9 exons. Bases 213 to 3704 code for a protein of 1163 amino acids. NCBI's taxonomy places the organism in Eukaryota, Metazoa, Arthropoda, Insecta, Hymenoptera, Apidae.
GUGAUAUCCAAGUGUCGCGUGCCGGCCGCACUGCGGCCGUGCCUUUUUGUCUUCUCGAACGGUCCACACACGCUCUCGAAUCGGACAGACGCAUUAUUACUUUACCAUUGUGCAAUUGUCACUAUUCUUACAGAGGGAUCGUUCUUUGAGAUUCUCAGGUUUCGUUUUCAACACGGGAGGAGGUUGUAACUAAUGGAGGAUGACGACGUUAAAUGGAAAGCAAGGAUCUGGAGCCUUUGAAUAGGAAUACGGCCGAUAUUUCAACAAAGCGCCGCAUAGCAGGCCGAUCGUCAUUGCGCAUCAUGUUCGGGACGAAACUGCGCACAUGGAUGGAGGCACAUAUCGUGCGUUCGAAGAAGAAAAAGGAUCGAAAAAAAGGGGAGAAAGGAUUUGAUUCUAAUUGCAAUUCCCCUCGUAAUCAUGGAUCACACAGAUCAUCCACGUUACACCAAGUUCACCCGAUAGACUCUUCGAAAAAUGUGGAUGGAAUUCGAUUGCACGGUGAAGGUAGUCGAUGCGGCACUGUGACUGCAUCCUCGGGUACAUCAGCAGGUACCGGCAGCGUGAAUCUCUCUUCCCCGGAAAGUGCCUAUAGUACUGGAUACUCAACGGACGGUACCUCGCCCGGAACCAGCUAUCCACCGGAAUAUUACAUCAAUAUCAGGACCGGUACCCAUUACUUUCAAAGUAAUGCCAACGCCAAUACAGGUACGGGGACUGGCAGCUACAAUAAUGGUAAUAACAAUAGCAACAACAACAACAACAACAACAACAAUAACAACGCCAGACCAAAGAAAUCGAUCGAUUCGUCGGAUUUGCCGGUGACCGCUGUACUCUCUGGACGUAGACAUGGAAGGUACGACGGCAAUAUCGAACCUUCUGCUUCUACCUCUUCCACGAUCUUCGCAUCUGGAAUGAUGAGAAUGGAUAACGAAGUGACAAAAGAUUUUCGAACUAAUACUCCGAGCAAGAUCAGUGAUCGCUUUCUGGAUGAGGAUAGAUCAUUGCAACAGAGAGCGUUACUACGAGAGAAAUAUCAUCGACGAACCGAAUCAAUCUCCGCGGAAUCUUCGAGAAGCAAUUUAAUUGUCCCACCUUCUUCUAUACCACCGCCUUUAUUAUCACCAACUAUUCAAUCGCCUCGUGAACGGUCGCGGAUCCGUACCAAUCCGUGGCUCUCGGCCAAUUCCUCCGGCUCGAGUACAACUGGUUUCAAAUCGAGAUUGAAUCUUGACGACACUAGCAGUGGCUCGGGAUUAAAGCUGACCGAAUCAUCCGGAAGCGCAAGCGACGUGAACACGAGCAGCGUACGAGUGGGGCGUGCAAGAAGAGAGUUCAAGCAAGAGAGUCUUAGCGCUGGAAGGAGUCCGAUAAACCAAAAUUGGAGAAUAGCGUCUGGCAUGGAAAUUCGGCCAAAGAUAGCAUUAUCCGUGCAACGACGUAACAGCGCCAGCAGCAGCAGCAGCGCCAGCACCAGCAAUAGCACUAGCAGCAACGUGAGCAGUGGUAGCAACGGAAUCGGUAGCAGCAGCAACGAUAACGAGGACGAGAACAGGAACGAAAAUGAAAACGAUAAUGGGAACGAAAAUGAGAAUGGCUCGUCCGCGUCGUCGGUUACGCGAAGUGCAAGAUCAUCAGAAGAUGACAUUACUUUGAACGAGAUGAUGGGCAAGUUCGAUGAAAGUUACGUGUACGAAAAGGAGACCGAUAUUUUGUCCGACAGCGAUCCAACCGAUUGCGAGGACUAUAUCGAAUCUUUGUCGGACUUGGAUGCGACUAGAGAUGCCGGCGAUGAAAACGAUCCCCUUGACAACGACGAUUUUGAUUACAUCGACAACGGCUCGUUCCUCGAUCUCGACAAUCUUGAUUGUACCGGACGCUUCACCAACACUGGACAUUGUACUUAUUUCGCGUUCGCCGGCGAACUUGCCCGGCGAAGCAGCAGACUGCGAGAGUCAUUGAUGAAGCGUAGAAGUAGGGACGACGCGACGAUGCUUCAAAGAACGAUCAGCGCGAAGAAUACCACAAAAAAGCAGUUAGCACGUCACAAAAAACAAAUAGAUGAGAAGCAAUUAACCGAGAAACGAAAGAAGAGAUCCUUACAGCGUCGACAAACAAACAAUUUUGACAAACGCGAUCCGAAUGCAGCUGUAGUCGGAAUGGCCACUUGCAACGACAACAACGAGGACGACGACGAUAACGAUGAUGAAGAUGGAACAGCAAAUUUAAAUCGCGUAUUGGUAGAGAGAAUGUUGCUUAAAAAUUCGGGUUUCAAUCAGGGUAGUAGAAGCGUUGGAGGCACACCAAUUUGUUUACGUCGAAAGAAACACGAUGUAAACAAGAAUUUGUCACCACUGCGAUUAAACGAUAAACAAUCACCUGCCGUUGGGAUAAUAACCAAUGACCCCGAUGCCGUUAAAAGACGAUCGAAUUCGGUAAGCUAUGUGAAUGGAAAUCUUGUUAGACGACAGAUAAGUAAUACCGACAACACGUAUAUGACCACAUUCGCCUCUGAAAUCGCCUUGAUCGAGGCCGAUAAGGAAGCGGACAAAAAAUAUCGGGAACUGAUUCUCGAGGCGGAAAAUAUUUUGGUCAAUAUGCAAAAGAAUCAAAACAGCUUACCUAUUGUGCCAUCACCUUCUCGAAAGUUUCACAAUGGACUGGCCAAUAAGCGUGUCGAACUCAUCAAGAGCACAGAGUUGAACAUAGAGCUUGCUCUUUCUAAAAGCAGGAAUUCUCAACCAGAAUUGCAGAGUGGUAGCAUCAAAGAUCUCGAACAUACGAGUCCUAAGAGGCAACAAUUUGUUCACACUUGUUCUCCGAUUCGUCGAUUUGCCGAACGUAACGUCUCCUUGCCAACCGCUGGUGCAGCCACGUUUCAAUCGAGCUCGAACAAAUGCUCCAUUGACUCUCCGCUCGUUUCGAAAAGAGUGGUGAAUCAACAACAAUCGUUGGAUAGAAGCCUGCUCCGUUCCUCUCGACCAAAAAUCUACGAGAAUCAAGAUUCUAAUGACAACGACGGACGACAGAGCGCGGAAACGACGAUGAGCACAGUGACAAUGUUCAAUUGCAACGGUAUCCUUGGAUCGGACGUAGAUCGAUGCGCGACACGACCUCAAAUUUCCUACCUCGUUAAUAGGCCAUGCGCCAUUUUACCGCACAGAGAUUCUUUUUCUGCAGUGAAUCGGAAGGAAUUUCGCAGCUCGAGAUCAUCCAACGCAGGCAAGGAAGAUGGAGUAACAUCGAGUUCUUCUGAUUCUGAGGAAAGAUGUGAUAUCAGGAGACGGGCACCUCUAAUGACUUUCAGGUCGGUCGAUAUGGGUCCCAUAAAAGAAGGAUCUUCCUAUUGCCCGCAAAGUGAACCGGUAAAAAGAAAAGUGUACGCAGGUAGUGCAUCUUAUGGCAGGAUACAGAAAACUUUGGGUGAGCAGAUCGUCUUGAGAAACUCGGAUGGAGAUACCGCCACCGAUGAUACAGAUGAUUCAAGAAAAUCGUUGAAGGAAAAGGUGGCCAGGCUUCGACAAGAACGGUUAAUCGCGAAUACAAGCGGUCAAGAUUCGCAAAUCUUUCAACAUCAACUCUCCCAAUUGCGAAGGCAAAUGCUGAUGCAGACAAUUGAGGGUCUGAAGCGAAGUCUCGAGGAUCAGUCCGCAACUUUGAAGCAGACGUGCUUAGAACCGGUAAUGACCGAUCGAUUGCCUUGAACCCAGCGCGGAACCGAAAAGAAUCGAUUCCCUUCUCGUGAAAUUAACUCGCGAAUCCACCGAGUUAUAUCGCUACGGCCCGCGACGAGCAACCGCACGUAACACGGCCACGCUCUUCGUGUAAUCUUAUAUCGAAUUAUUAAAUGUGUGUGAUGUUUUUGAAACGUGUCGAGUCACCGAAAAAAAUACCAAUGAUCGACGCGAUAGUCGAAUUUCAAUUUACCUAUAAUUAUUUAAAAGGAGAUCGAUCUAUUUUUCUGCCUAUUUACAUAUGGUAAAAGAAUCAAAAUUAAAAGGGUUACAUAUUUUCUGGGCAUUGUUCUAUGAUUACACCGCGGCUGUACGUGACUCAUUCGAAGUGUUUUUCAGGAUUCGAAUAAGGUAAGGAUAAAUAAUUAAGAUCAGAAAAAUAUCCCGUUCCAUCCUUCUCAUUUUUCUCUCUCUUUUUAUAUUCCAUCCUGGUAUAAUGUUUUCCUUCUUUUUCCUUCGAUUUAUCGAUCGAAUGAUUCGCGUACCUUCACGGGCCUAUCCGCGGACUAAUCCUCGCGUUCACAAUACGUGCUGGUAUUAUCAUCCCAACUUUCCAUACAUACAUAUAUACAUAUUAUAUUAACUCGUAAUGUUCCUAUUUUUACUUCGUAAUUGCUACUUCCGAAGAAAAAUGGUCAAGAUAACAAUGGAACUAGGAGCAAAGUUGUCGAUUCUGUCGGUGGAACAAACAUUUCCCGUUAGUAUACCAAAGAUAAUAACCUAGCAAGGUAGUAUAGAACUGUUUAGUUGAUAAUAGCAUUGUAUGCUAUAUAGACGUUCGUAAAUAUUAGAAAAGCUAUUAUUAGAAUAUAUUUCUCUGAGUUUCGUAGAGAAACGAUACCGUAUUGCGUCGGAGAAAUCGUCAAGAGAUCUUCCAUGAUCGUCAGAUUCAAAUUUAUUACCGUCGAUAAAUUAGUUCUUCCGUUUCGAUCCGUUGCCAAAAAUAAAAAUUCUUCUUUGUUCUUCGACGCCUAAAAAUUUGACUCUGACGGUUUAGUAGAACGAAAUACUUUCAGUCACAGUGAUAUUUUUGUGAGAAUAGACUGAUAGCGUUAUUGAUAAUUAUAUAUUAUAUUAUUACAUCUUUAGAUCUUAAGCGUUUUCGAUAGUGAUUAUUUCUUUGUGAUCUAUAUGUUUCGAGUUCUCUUGGAAAGAGGCAGCGACAUAUAAUACGCACACGAUAUUUAUGUUUGUGUUAGAUGUGCUAGAGACCAUAGUAAAAAAAAAAAAAAGUUAGAAGAACAAUAGUAGUAGCAAAUAUUAGUGCGCUAGCUAGUUUGCCAGUUAUCGACCAUAAUAUGUCGUAAUCGUUUUUUUCGAUCCUCUCUUGUGAUUUAUUUCCCUAUUUCGUUGGGAACUGUGAUUACAUUUUUCUUAGCCAGUUUAGAAUUAUUGCCGUAACGCGUGAAAUGUUUACUAGUUUCACGUUAAAUCAUGUUCGGCUCAGGUCAAUUCAUUCAAAAAUUUUAUACAUAUAUAUAUACACACGCACAUAUACACAUACUAUAUACAUACAUGUAUACAUAUAGAUAUAUAUGUAUAUAUGUAUGUUUUAAUUUUCAUUUAAAAAAGA